Molecule: messenger RNA, 5499 nt
Organism: Anguilla rostrata (American eel)
Lineage: Eukaryota; Metazoa; Chordata; Actinopteri; Anguilliformes; Anguillidae
Product: calsyntenin-2-like
Exons: 17
Coding region: 285-3176 (963 amino acids)
Biological process (GO): homophilic cell-cell adhesion; positive regulation of synapse assembly; positive regulation of synaptic transmission
Cellular component (GO): cell surface; postsynaptic membrane
Molecular function (GO): amyloid-beta binding; kinesin binding; calcium ion binding
Source: RefSeq, a predicted model, not a curated record
UGGUCCCGUCUUACCAGAUAUCAGAUAGUCAUUUCCCUUAAAAACGGAAAGCGCUGUUCAGCGUGCGUCUGCCCGGCGCUCUCUACUGUGUUUGAAGUUCGUCUGUCUCACUCACGUUUCUUCUGGUAUCGACCUAGUUCCUGUCUUUGAAACACCUGUUUCUUCGGUAAACAUAGUCAGUAUUACAAUUAGAAGACGCCGCGAAGCUACGAAUUCAAAGAGAAGGUUGUAGAGAGAAGGAGAGAGAGAGGUCAUCGAGCCCUGCCCGAUUUCAUCGUCAAAUCAUGAAGACGCUGAGAAUAUUACUGGUCUCUGUUUUGUUGGCGAUGGGGCUGUCCACCGUCCUCUCUGGAAAAGUGAACAAACACAAGCCCUGGAUUGAGACAUCGUACCACGGAGUCAUAUCAGAGAACACAGACACCGUCCUGUUAGAUCCUCCACUGGUGGCCCUUGACAAGGAUGCACCAGUGCCCUUUGCAGGUGAGAUCUGCGCAUUUAAAAUCCAUGGGCAGGAUGCUCCGUUUCAGGCCGUGGUUCUCAACAAGACGUCGGGUAUUGGCCUGCUUCAGGCAAAGAGCCCCAUCGACUGUGAACUGCAGAAGGAGUACACGUUCAUCAUCCAGGCCUAUGACUGUGGCUCUGGCCCCAGUGGCUCUGGCUGGAAAAAGUCACACAAGGCAGUGGUGCACAUCCAGGUGAACGACGUGAACGAGUUUCCACCCGCGUUUCGGGAGCCCAUGUACCACGCAGCGGUGACGGAGGGGAAAAUCUACGACAGCAUCCUGCAGGUGGAGGCCACUGACCAGGACUGCUCGCCGCAAUACAGCCAGAUCUGCAACUAUGAUAUUGUUACCCCGGACACGCCCUUCGCCAUAGACCGCAAUGGUAACAUCAGAAACACAGAGAAGCUCAGCUAUGAUCGACAGCAGCAGUACAAAAUCAUGGUGACGGCAUUUGACUGCGGCCAGAAGAGGGCAACAGAGAGUGUCCUGGUUCGCAUUGAUGUCAAACCUGUCUGCAAACCUGGCUGGCAAGGUUGGAACAAACGUGUGGAUUAUGAACCAGGAACUGGCAGCAAGCAACUGUUUCCCAAGAUGCACUUGGAGACAUGUGAUGAACCGUUGUCCUCAGUCAGAGCUACAGUGGAGCUGCAAACCAGCCAUAUCGGAAAGGGCUGUGACCGUGAGACCUACUCUGAGAAAUCCCUGCAAAAACUGUGUGGAGCCUCAUCUGGCAGCACAGAUCUACUACCAGCCCCAAGUGCCUCUACCAACUGGACAGCCUCGCUCCUGACGGACAGUGGCCGGGACAGCGACCUCAUCUUCCGCUUCGAUGGGCGGCAGGCAGCAAAGAUUCCAGACCAGGUGGUUCCCCAGAACCUGACGGAUCAGUUCACUAUCGCCACCUGGAUGAAACAUGGUCCGAGCCCGGGCCUGCGGGCUGAGAAGGAGACGCUUCUCUGCAACUCCGAUAAAACUGAGAUGAACCGCCACCACUACGCACUCUACGUUCAUAACUGUCGGCUGGUCUUCCUACUGAGAAGGGACUUCACCCAGGUGGACACCUUCCGGCCGGCCGAGUUCCAUUGGAAGCUGGACCAGAUUUGUGACAAGGAGUGGCACUACUACGUGAUCAAUGUGGAGUUUCCUGUGGUGACCCUCUAUGUGGAUGGCGUUACCUAUGAACCCUACCUGGUGACAGACGACUGGCCCAUCCACCCCUCCCAGAUUGAUGUCCAGCUAACAGUGGGUGCCUGCUGGCAAGGAGGCGAAGUGACAAAACCACGCUUCACCCAGUACUUCCGUGGCAGCCUGUCAGGGCUGACUAUUCGACCGGGGAAGAUCGAGAGCCAGAAAGUCAUUUCCUGCCUGCAGGCCUGCAAGGAGGGUCUGGAUAUCAACUCCCUGGAGAGCUUGGGCAAGGGCAUCAAGUUCCACUUCAACCCGGCUCAGUCAAUACUUGUCAUGGAGGGAGACGACCUGGAGAACAUGAAUAUGGCCCUGAAGAAGGUGGCCUACAUCAAUUCGCGUCAGUUCCCCACCCCUGGCAUCCGUCGCCUCCGCAUCUCCACCUCUGUGCAGUGUUUUGGAGAGGAUACCUGUAUCUUGGUCCCGGACAUUGAGGCGGUGGUGAUGGUUCUGCAGCCCAGUGAGCCCCGUAUCACCAUCACCGGGACGGAGCGUCUGACCCAGCCGGCGGCUGACCUGAGUGGCCUGGCUGGCCUGCCCCUGUUCCAGGACCUGCACAUCAUCAGCACAGUCACCAAGAACGAUGCCCCUUCCCACAGCAGAGGUAGCGGACUCAGCACAGUCACCAAGAACGACGCCCCUUCCCACAGCAGAGCCCACAGGCCCGGAGUACUGGAGGAGAUCAUCCACAACCUGGACUACUGUGAUGUGCUGGUGAUGGGAGAGGAGCUGAACCCCGGGCAGGAGAGCCUGCAUCUAGACCGCAGCUCCCUUCUGGGGAAGCACCUGGACGCCACCAACUCCACCUCCGGCAUCUCCAUCUACGGUGUGGAUUCAAUGUCGAAUUAUGAGCAGGUGGUGAGACAGGUGAGGUACCACAACUGGCAUGCAGCAGAACUGUCAGAGAGGAAGUUCCGCCUCACCUGCUCAGAACUGAACGGCCGGUACACGAGCAACGAGUUCAACCUGGAGGUCGGUGUUCUCCACAGGUCAGGGGCUGAGAGCCACGUCAAUCACAUGGCAGUCCAGCCUCAGUACCUGCAGGCUGUUCAUCAUCCAGUCAUGGCCCAUAGUCAAAGCUCAACCCACAACUCAGCUAUUCCUAGUGCAGCCACAGUGGUCAUCGUGAUGUGCAUCACCGCCCUGGUGGUCACCGUGGUCCUGGGCAUCUAUCGCAUCCACGUGGCCCACCAGCGCAGCUCAGACAGUGCGGACAGGACCAAAGGGGGGGAGAUGGACUGGGAUGACUCCGCCCUCACCAUCACAGUCAACCCCAUGGAGAACAUUGAGGAGCCACAGGCUGCUGACAAUGAAGCCAGUGAGGAGGAGGAGGAGGAGGAAGAUGAAGAGGAAGAUGAGCAGGACGAUGACAUCACCAGCGCAGAGUCUGACGACAGCGAUGAAGAGGAGGCCAGAGUUCCCAGGGGGCCACAGGAGAACAAGAGGAGGAACCAACUGGAGUGGGACACCACCACGUUACCCUACUAGUCAAGACAAACACAACCACAUUUACAAUAUCUAUGCCUAAUUCUGAGGUUACUGGUUCAUUGGCAAGACUACUCUCACUGGUAAUUCAACUCUCAAAAGUGUGUUUUUCCAAAAAAAACGUAGUCCAUUUACACUCAAAGUCAAUGAAAUGUCACUCUCUGCUGGUUAUAAAAGUGUACUGCACCACAAACCUGUUCCAGUAGUGACAGUGCUUUGACUGUUAGGCCAUGAGUUUUUGUUUUCUUUUUUUCUUUUAUUUGACUAUUUAAAGAAUGCCCUGCUGAUAGUUGGCAAUUGCACUUCUUAUGUUGCUUGUCAGAUCACAGUUUCUCAGUAUAUUUGGAUUAGUGUAAACACAAGCAAACAUACUACAGUACACACUGACUGGGACUUGAGAACCCAAUCUAAAAAUCUCAAUUUACCCUGCAGGUCACAAUGUGUUAACAGAACCAUGCCUUCUGAUAUUUCAAAUCUCAGUGAUUUUGAAGAUGUAUUGUCAAGCUCCCCUUCAUGGUCUUGUUACGAAUCCUGUAGUCUUAGGUCUAACAUCAUAUCAACUAAAAACAGAAUGCUUGUUAACAGCUAUUUUUCACAUUUUCUGGGUCCAAAGCCACAUGAGAACCUCUGGCAGUUGUGCUUAGCUUCUCUCCAAAUGACCUAUCCAUUGGUUGCAAGUUACACUAAGUGGAAAAGACACAGCACAGUUCUGAAAAGAAAAAUGUACACACUGUAUAUUGUAAUUUCGGUCUUUUAUGUUAAAUACCCCAGGACUUAAAGGUUCUUGUCUUUCAUAUAAACUUUAUUGUAAUAAAAAUUAUGCAUUUAUUUCCAGUGUUUUAAUGUCUUAGUUGGUUUCCCCCUUGCAAUGAAAUAUAUUUUGAUUAUAGUCAUUUAAAAAGUAGGCAAUGUGGAAGAUUGUCAAGUCUUCAAAGAGAUAAUGUUUGAAACAGUGGCACAGAGAGCUUAACUUAUUUUCAGUUGAUGUAUGUUAGAACUUGGGAUUUAUUUAAUGAAAGUUUUUAUUGUUUAUUUUUUGAAACGGUGAAGAAAGGAAGUAGCUGUACAUUUUUAUAAGCUCUUCUGUACAUAGAAUUUAGAGUAGUGAACAUAAGUCCACUCCAUGGCUUCUCCCAUUUGUAUGUUAGACCCAUACUUGCUUGUUGGAGACCAUCCAGCCUCUGUAUGUGUUUGUAACCAACUCACCGUUUGUUAGAUUUUUUUUCUGUCUUGCCAUCGGUGAGUGUUCUGGUCUCUGUCUGGGAUGGAGAGCUGUGGGUUCUAAUUCGUUGAGAGGGACAUAGACGCAUCACUGUUCACAUGUCGAGUGGGGCUUUACGCUGCAGGGGUCACCUUUUCCUCCGCAAGCUUAUUGACAUCAUGUGUUUAGAAGCCAUGUUCCCAUACACGCAGCUGUCCAGUGAGACCUGAAGAUAAAGAAACAUAUGAGGAGUAACAUCACAGAAGAGAUUUGCAUGUCCACCUGAGGCAAUCUCUGAGCCAAAUCCUUUAAAACAUACUGUAUAUUAAUGUGGGCAAUGUUUCAAAAAUCUUAGCAGUCAUUAGUUAUCGGCAGUCAAAUUUUGAAAUGGAACAUUGACUAUUGGGUUAUCUGGACUAUAUCUGUACAAACUUCUGUCCCAGUAAUGUUAAAUUGAACGUUAUAUUCCCAAAAUGACUUUAAUCCUUCUGAUAUCUUGCCAUUUACAGAAAAACAGGAAUACAGGGUAGCAAUCAACACUUAUCUGACAUUCCGGUCCAAUGAUGCAUUGCACCUUGUGUCUUUUCUUCCAGACCCCCUAGCAAUGACAAAUAUGCUCCCCACUCCACAAUUUGAGAUUGUGACAGAGGCACCAUUUUAGUCUGUGAUGACAAGACCUUGCUUGCUGUUUGUUACCUGAUUUAGCUGGAAGAAUGCCAUUUUGAAUCUGUGUAUAGGUAGCUACAUGUAAAGUCUGUAGCAGUGAUUAGGGUUUGUUCAUCCCUUUUUCACAUUAGUGAGUGUGACAUCACCAUGGUGAGGCUUGCGCCAGUUACUUUUGGCUCAUUCGUGUCAUUAGAUUGCAUCCAGGCAUUUUGUUUUGAGCUUGUUUUUUUUUCAGUUUUGUAAACGUUUCCUUUUUUGUUUUUGCAUUAAAUUCAUGGUUACCAACAUGUUUGUUCUACAAGAAGAAGAAGAAAGUAAAUGCUGUUUUAAAAAAAUCAACCCUGUAAAAUGUGUAAAACUUUUUUUUCUGCUCUUUUUCUUUAUUAUAGGUUUUGGUUACUUUUUGGUGGUCACUGCCGCACUUUCUGUACAUUGGCCAAUAAAGACGUUUUAGAAUCA